This is a messenger RNA of Pseudo-nitzschia multistriata, 2353 nucleotides long. Lineage: Eukaryota; Bacillariophyta; Bacillariophyceae; Bacillariales; Bacillariaceae. The record is from the annotation of a GenBank genome assembly.
AUUCACAUUCGCAAUCGUAGUGGCAGUCGCAGUGGCAUUGGCAGUGGCAUCGACCGAUCUGGCAUUGAUCAGGAUGAAUACAACUGCGUCAGUUCCAAACGGAACCAAUGGAACCACAAGCACGAGCACGAGCACGAGCAGUGCCAAUCAUGCUACAAGAACUAUUUUACGAAUCAAACGGCGGCGAACGGAGCAUCCGAUCCCUUGCAUUCGAUUGGAGGGGCUAGUGGACAAUCCCGGUGCUAGCGAAGUUUCUGCCACGGGAGGGAAAGUCUCGCGAAAACGACAGCAACACGAGGAAGAGGGGGAGCCGUCCAGAGAGGCAUCUAGGCGUGCUUCUUCCUCCAAGCGCUCUUCGGCGGCCAUGUGGAAACGGGUGUUGCACGACGACAGCAACGAAAACAACAACGACGGCAACGGCGCUUGGAACGCCAACGACAACAACACCGGCAGCUAUCGGAUCGUAGAUGCCGUCUUUACGAAUACGAAUGCAAAUACGAAUGCGGGCCGGACAGGGGAAGCGGGUGAGGGCUUUGGUGGUGGCGAAGCUGCCAACGGGCCCUCCUCGAACAAGCGCCGGAAGCUCACCCUCCUGGAUUGCUCCACGGUCGUCUCCGAAGAGUCCCCGCUGCUUUGGUCCCUGGSCAAGAACCCCGCCGAGCAAUCGCGCACGCGYACCCGCCGCAAGGCACCGCUCAAGGUCCUGGAUCCCUGGACCCGGAUCGUCGACGACCAGCUCCGAUCCGUUCAGCAGGGCACAACCACGCCCGAGGCACACUAUCGCCAGCUGACGACGGAUCCGAAAUUCACYUUUCGAGACAGCGUGGAAAAGYGCAGGUACCUGGGGUGGAGGCUCGAGGACGGGACCAAUCUCCUSCACUGCUGCGCCCUGUGGAACGAUCCCUCGACGGCCAGCGAGGUCCUGCGAACGUGCGGCCAAGGGUCCUGGACCAAUCCCGCGAGCGCUUCCAACGCAAGGUYGGAGUGGAUGGAGCAGGUGGAUGGAGACGGUCGGACCCCAUACGAGCUGGCAAAGCUGAUUGGGCACGACCGGGUCUGUGAGGUUCUGGAGGUGUACGGUGGAGACACCAGCAAUUACGUCUACGAUGUSUUUUAUUUGGAAAACAACGACGACAGCGACAACAAUGUGCACGAAGCAUCGAACGGCAAUCCCGCCGGUAGUGGUGACGGUGGUACCAUCAGCGAACCUCUCGGAUACGUUGAUGCUUAYGGUAACAACAACAUCCUGACGGCCGAAUUGUCUAGUGGGGUUGGCUACUGGACCCCGGAGGGAGAUCUCGUGUUCGAAACCGCUACCGACGACGAUCCAUCGGGGAGAUUCCAGGGGAACAACGAUGGAUACGACGACGACGAUGCGGAUUCCAAUUGCGAGGACCACGGAGCCAACGAUUAUCCCGAGCACGAUGCCGACGAAUUCGACCUGCAACACCAACACGGCUACRACGAUUACCGUGGGUACCACCCAAGCAACAACCUGGAUCGCGAAGACGCGGAAAGCAACGGUAAUUACGGUGGUACGCCGGAUGGRUAUGGCAGAUACGGAUGGGACCAUGGCUAUCACAACCCUGGCGACCACGACGAAUACGACGACGGCUACGGCGAAUGCGAAUACGAAUACGACUGGGAACAAGAUUUGCACUAACGAACGGUUGAUGCAAACCAACGAACUAAGUUUACAGCCUCGCCACGUGGUGCCGCACAAGCAACMAUYGCGUCGGCAUACCUCGCCAUGCUUUUCCAACAGUAAAAYGUUCUUGYGCCCACCAAUUGUCGUCUCGGGUUCUUGUUCGGAAACACCAAUCUUCUGAUUUUAUUCUUGCUCUCCCGGCAGCUGUUCCGUCGGGAAUGUAGUCUGCACCGAGAACAAAACAACCCCGGCUUUGUCCCUCCAAUACUGCCAAACAACUUUGAAUGCUGCAGCACUAGUAGUACUAGUAGUAGUAGUAGUAGUAGUGCUUUAAGAAAACGCAAUGUCAUAUUUACCCUAGUAAACAAGAAGGAGGGGGGAGACUGCUCCCAGAACCCCCAAGGGGUGGAACUUGGAAAGGAGCUCAUCCAAGCCAAUAGUAAUGGUGGUGAUGUACACCAGGAAUUGUGCUAGAUCUGGUCCGGGAGGGAGAAGUACGAGUAAUCAGCAGUGGGGGUCCUGGCACCUAGUUGUAGCUCCUUUUGUGYUGUUGCUUCUUCUUGGAGUAAGCAUCAUAAACUACUAGUACUAGCAUGUUGGUUGUGGCACACUCCAGAGAUUGUUUUCGGCAUGGAGCAAUGGGGUAGGUGUUGGCAGUGGGAGUGAUAGCUUGAGUGUUUUUGUAGAUAAAGCUUUUCCUAUACC